GUCAUGCAGCAUCGAGGAGAGAAUAAUAUCUCAAAUGUACAUUCUUAAAACACUAUUGGAUAAUGAGCAGUGAUCCUACUCGGAAUGUAAUGAUAGAAAUGUCUUAUCAAUAGAGGAUUAACGGAAGUGAUGUGGAUUAUUGUUAUUUAUAUAGAAAACAUGGAACAAAGAGGAUGCGGGGCAUGGCAGGAGCGUUGCCAAUGGGUCGCCUUCAUGGUUGCUUUGGUUCUCUUUUGGAGCGGAGCUUCUGCUCAGAUAAGAUACUCCAUCGCUGAAGAGCUUACGGAAGGAACUGUCGUGGGGAAUGUAGCUAAGGAUUUGGGAAUAGAUCUGAGCACCUUGAAGGAUAGGGGAUUUCGAAUCGUGUCUGGCUCGACCGAGCCCCUUUUCCAGGUAAAUCAGAAUAAUGGCAUCUUGUAUGUGAAUCGAAAAAUAGACCGAGAGGAGGUGUGCGAACGGAGCAGCGUGUGUUUGAUCAACCUGAAAACCGUUAUAGAGAACCCGCUGGAGAUCCAUUAUGUCUCGGUGGAGGUGUUAGAUGUGAACGACCAUUCUCCCAGCUUUCCCGACACAGAGAAACGAUUAGAGAUUUCAGAGUCCGUGUUACCAGGCGUGAGAUUUCAGCUACAAGCUGCACUCGAUCCAGAUAGCGGGCAAUACUCUGUUCAACAAUAUAAACUCAGUCAUAAUGAACAUUUUCGUCUGGAAGUUAAGGACCGAGGCAAGGAUGCGAAAACUCCUGUUUUGAAUCUACUGAAGCCGCUAGAUAGAGAGACUACAGGGAGCUAUAAAUUACUACUUACUGCCAUUGAUGGCGGAAAACCUCCAAGGUCUGGGACUAUAGAAAUAAUUGUGGACGUUUUAGAUGUAAAUGAUAAUAUGCCUAUUUUCACUAAAGAGUCAUACACUGUAAAACUGAACGAAAAUUCUCCAAUUGGCUCAAACGUUGUACAAGUAAAUGCUACGGAUUUAGACGAAGGUUCAAAUGGUGAGAUAGUUUACUCCUUCGGUAAUAAUGUGAAUAGGAAAUUACGUGAGCUUUUCGAUGUGAAUAUCAACACCGGUGAAAUAACUGUAAAAGGAGGGAUCGAUUUUGAGAUAGAAGACAGCUAUGACAUUGAUAUUCAGGCAUCUGAUAAGGGAUCUGCUCCUUUUAAAACGGACAAAAGUGUCAUUGUAAAUAUUGUUGACCUGAACGACAACGCACCUGAGAUAGAGGUGACAUCAUUUUCUAACGCAAUCCCCGAAGAUUCUAGACCCGGAACCACAGUCGCGCUAAUCAGUGUAAAUGACUUGGACUCUGGUCUCAAUGGAAAAGUUAUGUGUUCUAUAAGUGAGGGCGUCCCGUUCACUCUAACGCCGUCAUUACAAGAUAACAUGUACUCUGUAGUCACCAAGUCACCACUAGAUAGGGAGAAGCAGUCUGAAUAUGAUCUAACAAUAGUAGCCAAAGACGCAGGGGAACCGUCCUUGUCAUCUAUAAAGACUAUCAGCGUUGUUGUAUCAGAUGUGAAUGAUAACAGUCCAGAGUUUUCACUGAGUCCCUAUACUUUCUAUGUCACGGAGAAUAACGACCCAGGUGCCUCAAUAUUUUCCGUGAGUGCGUCAGAUCCUGACAUAAAUGAAAACGCUCUAAUUUCAUAUCAUAUUCCGAGAGACAGUGGCGAGGAGAACAAAUGGGCGUCUUUUCUAAACAUAAAUUCUGAAAAUGGGAAUAUACUGGCGCUAAAAAAAUUUGACUUUGAAACUUUAAAAACAUUCCAAUUCCAAGUUGUAGCUACAGACUCUGGAACUCCGUCACAAUGCAGCAACGUCACAGUCAACGUGUUCAUUCUGGAUCAGAACGACAACGCUCCAGUGAUCUUGUAUCCAGUCAGCGCUAACGGUUCUGCUGAAGGUAUAGAGGAGAUUCCCCGUAGUGUGAACGCAGGCCAUUUGGUGACUAAAGUGAGAACCUAUGACGCUGAUAUCGGAUAUAACGGCUGGUUAUUAUUUUCACUGCAGGAAGUUACUGACCACAGCCUCUUUGCUUUGGACCGCUAUACAGGACAGAUACGGACACUUCGAUCAUUCACAGAGACAGACGAGGCUGAGCAUAAACUGGUCAUACUGGUAAAAGACAAUGGGAACGUUUCACUGUCAGCAACAGCUACUGUGAUUAUCAAGGUUGUGGAGCCCAAAGAGGCUUUUGCAGCUUCUGAUGUUAAAAGUUCAGUAAAAGACGAAGAGGAGAACAGCGUUACAUUUUAUUUGAUCAUUACUUUGGGGUCAGUUUCAACGCUUUUUCUCAUCAGUAUCAUCGUGUUGAUUGUAAUGCAGUGCUCCAAACCCACAGACUAUUCCUCCAAGUAUUUACAAGAUGCGAAUUUCGACGGGACACUGUGCCACAGCAUCCAGUACAGAUCCGGAGACAAUCGGUACAUGUUAGUUGGACCCAGAAUGAGUAUAGGUUCUACUAUAGUCCCGGGUAGCAAUGGGAAUACUCUAGUUCUACCUGACCAUAGGAGGAGAGCUUCUGGAGAGGUAAGAAAUGGAAAAAUACCCUUCAAAUGUAUUGUGCCAAGCAUUGACCAAUGACAUUAACAUGAACAUUUCAGGCCAAUACUUAAUUGACCAAAAUGACCCUGUGAGUGUGUCAAGAAUGUUGUUUUUUAGUUAGAGGGUUGUAUGCAAUAACCUUAUCUCCCACCUGAACUCAUUCACAGCCUCUUCGGGAUGGUCGCUGUCCAUGGUAGUGGUGCUAAAACGUUGCGCAUUGUACAGUAUAUUUGCCAUAAAGCGAUGAAGUCAUAAUCUCACGUAAAGUUAACGCAUCACCCAAAAGCUUUCAUCUUACUUUGUAUGAAUCUUUCUCGAUCGUAUAUACUUGUGGACACUUGUUGCAUUCUUGAAUAAUUAUUUAUUUAUUGUAAAUACCAUUAUGAUUUGAUUUCAAGUGUAUCCAUG
Oncorhynchus tshawytscha (Chinook salmon) is the source of this 2946-nucleotide messenger RNA. Its product is annotated as protocadherin alpha-3-like. NCBI's taxonomy places the organism in Eukaryota, Metazoa, Chordata, Actinopteri, Salmoniformes, Salmonidae. The record is from RefSeq and is a predicted model, not a curated record. The transcript has a single exon. Gene Ontology annotation, biological process: homophilic cell-cell adhesion. Gene Ontology annotation, cellular component: plasma membrane. Gene Ontology annotation, molecular function: calcium ion binding. The coding region runs from base 130 to 2577 and encodes 815 amino acids.